Molecule: messenger RNA, 324 nt
Organism: Paramecium tetraurelia
Lineage: Eukaryota; Ciliophora; Oligohymenophorea; Peniculida; Parameciidae
Exons: 1
Biological process (GO): autophagy; peptidyl-serine phosphorylation; autophagosome organization
Cellular component (GO): autophagosome; cytoplasm
Molecular function (GO): ATP binding; protein serine/threonine kinase activity
Source: RefSeq, a predicted model, not a curated record
AUGAAUGUUAGCACUCCUCUUUACAUGAGUCCAUAAACUAUAAUCAAAUCAUAAUAUAACGCCAAAAGUGAUAUUUGGAGUCUCGGUGUCUUCUUUUAUGAAAUUCUCUUUGGAUACCCGCCCUGGUAAGCAUAGGCUCAAUAAGAAUUGAUUUUUAAGAUUCUCAAUUAACUUAUCUCAUUUCCAGAUGUCCCUAAAGUAUCUGAAACUGCAAAGGAUUUUAUCAAAUAAUGGUUCAUCGUUGAACAAUAUUUAAGAUUAGGAAUUGCAAAACUAUAAAGACAUCCUCUGGUAAAGAAAGUAUAAAAAAGCAGAAAGAUUUGA